Aspergillus ibericus CBS 121593 is the source of this 1569-nucleotide messenger RNA. RefSeq names its product amino acid permease. The transcript is spliced from 7 exons. Gene Ontology annotation, molecular function: transmembrane transporter activity. Lineage: Eukaryota; Fungi; Ascomycota; Eurotiomycetes; Eurotiales; Aspergillaceae. The record is from RefSeq and is a predicted model, not a curated record. The coding region runs from base 1 to 1569 and encodes 522 amino acids. Gene Ontology annotation, biological process: transmembrane transport. Gene Ontology annotation, cellular component: membrane.
AUGCCGUUCAAAAAUGGAGAGUUGGCGGUCCAGGAGCUGGGCUCCGGGGGCUACAAGGACCGCGAUGAUGCGGACAUGGCCAAGUAUGGCCGGAAGCAGACAUUCGAGAGAAACUUUGGUUUCUUGUCCAUGCUGGGCUUCACGACGACCAUGAUGGCCACCUGGGAGGCGGUUCUUACUGCCAACCCCGCCGCAAUGGCAGAUGGAGGCCAGGCAACCCUUGUCUAUGGAUUCAUCUUUUGCUGGAUUGGUGCUCUUCUGACUGCAGCCUCGCUGGCCGAGAUGGCGUCAAUGGCUCCCACAUCCGCCGGCCAAUACCACUGGGUGUCUAUGCUCGCCCCUAAAGGCCAUGCCGUGUUCCUCAGCUGGGUAACCGGAUGGCUGGACCUGAUCGGAUGGUGGGCCAACACAGCAUCGGGUGUCUACUUUGCCUCGACCGUGCUGCAGGGUUUGCUGGUGCUGAACUAUGAGGGCUACGAUUACCACCGCUGGCACGGAACCCUACUGAUGUUUGCUGCGCUGGUGAUUUGCGUGCUAGUUAACUCCUUUGGGGCCAGGAUUCUGCCCAAACUUGAAGGACUGAUUCUGAUCCUCCACACGGCCGGAUUCCUGGCCAUUCUGAUUCCUCUCGUUUACCUCGCCCCUCACAAGAACGCCGAGUUCGUGUUUGCCACCUUCACCAAUACCUCGGGAUGGAAAAGCUCCGGUCUCACCUGGCUGAUUGGACUGAUGGGCACUAAUCUUCCGUUCAUUGGUUACGAUGGCCCCUGCCACAUGGCCGAAGAAGUCGUCAACGCCUCCGUCAUCGUCCCCUGGUGCAUGCUCGCGACCAUCAUGCUCAACGGCUGUCUCGGUUUCGCCAUGGUACUGGCCUUCCUCUUCUGCGUGGGCGAUCUCGACGCCGCCCUCGGCAGUGCAACCGGCUACGACUUCAUCGAAGUCUUCUUCAACGCGACCAAAUCCCACGCCGGAACGUCCGUCAUGACCGCCAUCGUAAUCGCCCUGACCAUCUGCGCCUCCUUCGGCUUCCUGGCCUCCUCGUCCCGUCUAACCUGGGCCCUAGCCAAAGACAAAGGCAUUCCCUUUGCCGACUUUCUCUCCCACAUCAGCACCGCAACCUCCGGCUCCGCGCUCCCCCUCCGCGCCAUCGCCCUCUGCGCCGUCAUAACCGCCUGCACCUGCAUAAUCAACGUCGGCUCCAGCGCCGCCUUCAACGCCAUGAUCUCCCUCACAACCGCAGGCCUCUUCUCCUCCUACGAAAUCGCCAUCAUCCUGAUCCUGAUGAAGAAAAUCAAAAACGACCCCAUCCCCUACGGACCGUGGAAAAUGGGCCGUUUACUCGGCAUCGUCAUAAAUAUCGGGUCGAUUGGGUUCUUGACUAUUACCAUCUUUUUUUCGUUUUUUCCGACGGAUUUGCCCGUGACGGCGACGAAUAUGAAUUGGUCGGCUGUGGUGUUUGUGGGGGAGUUUGUGUUGGGGUUGGGGUGGUAUGUUGUGCGGGGGAGGAAGAUUUAUCGGGGGCCGGUGGUUGAAAUUCCCAUUGCUGGGGAGGGAGAGGAGGAGGAGUAG